Molecule: messenger RNA, 5739 nt
Organism: Uranotaenia lowii
Lineage: Eukaryota; Metazoa; Arthropoda; Insecta; Diptera; Culicidae
Product: E3 ubiquitin-protein ligase goliath-like
Exons: 12
Coding region: 2236-4305 (689 amino acids)
Source: RefSeq, a predicted model, not a curated record
AUUGACGCUGGGUUAGAAAGAUCGCGUGCUCGGUCUCGGGGCUAUCUGGAGUGUUGUGUCCUGAAUUGUGGGGCUAGCUUUCAGAUUGUUUUAUAAUUUUUUUUUCUCUGUUUUAUCCCGAGGGGUGGUGAGCGAAUUUGCGAAUGCGUAGAAUUUUGUUUCCUCGUGUUGAUUUCGAUCGAAAUGGAUACUCUAUUCGUGCGGUUCCGAAAGGAUUUCGAGUGAAUCAAGGCCAUAAUUGUUAAAAAUCGGAAGUGUGAUUAAAUCGAUGUAUCGAUUCGGUACCUCUUGCUAGCAGUAGCAUAGCGUGUUUUUUUGGAUGCUGCAUUGAGUGCGAGGGUGGGUUUCAUCGAAUAACGGAGCCUAAACGGAUCGAAAAUCCAUGCAAAUUUAAUUGCGAAAGCACCUUGUGAGUGAGAAAUUGAAAUUUUUCGGUGCCUGUGAGAAUUGUUCCUAUGGCCAACAGCAGCUCAGUGAAACAAAGAUUGUUUGCAUUUUGCUUAGUGUAGGAGGAAGCUUUUAAGUAAUCGAAAGCCCUGCAGCUGAAAGUGAAAAGGAUUUGCGUGAUUAUUUAGCCUUUCUUGAUCCAACACAUAGGAGGUACACAGCUCAGUGCUCAGUUUCGAGGCAGGUCUAAAAAUAACACUAGUUUACAGCAUUUUUGAACUCAGUAAACUGAAGUGUAAUCGCUACCAAAAGGCCAAUAAUUUAUUCAUAAACACCAGCCACCCAAAACAAGCCUAGAACACAAUUUGUUGCCCGGAACCAAGGGAAGGAAUUUAAAGUGGAUACCAUACUUCGGAUGUAACAUUGUGUCCAGAGAAAUCGAAGAUAGCCACCCGUAAAAUCCGCGGUACGACCAAGCGAAAACGUGCAAAUGAUUGACGUGUGCAACGUGCUGCGGUGGAGUUGUCUUGGAACUUUCGCCAAAGGUACUUCAGCUAGUCCACCAUUCGCAACAUCAACAUCAUCAUCGGCACAUUCCUUCGACAGUCGUUGCUGUUGAUGAAGGAUUUGGUCCAACGACAACGGCUAGGAAGCCUUAGAACUGUCUGCUAGAACAGAACUGGCCGCGGUUGUCAAAGUCAUAGCUCUGGGGGUCGGCUCCUUGGGCCUAACAAAGUGCCAUCGUUCAUCAGUUCCGAUGUAGAAUUCCUCCGACUAACAAGCAGCAACUGCAGCCUUAGUUGCAAUCCUGAGGAGGAAAUUGACGUUCGGUUCUAACUGAAACAACCUCGCGCGUGGAAUCCGUCCUUAGAAAGCCCUUUUCAGAUUUCAGUGGUGUUAUUUUUUUUUACGCGACAAGGAAGAAGUCUCUUCGCGAGUGGGUUUGUUAUCGCGAAUGUUGUGGUGUAAUAAUCGCCUUUUGUUUGUGCGACUAUUUUAAGAGUAUCUAUAGGCAAAGAAAAAAAAGUUUUCAAGUAGAGCAGCUAACAAGAAGAAGCAAGAAAAAAAGGUGAAGAAAGUGUGAUACAGUGGAUUGCAUUUUCCAUUUUUUCGCGAGUCAGUGAUAAGUGGUCGAACGGUGCGCAUUCAUACUUAGAGUCUUCCCUUCCCGCGCGGUCUUUCUGUUUUCCCUCCAGGAUCAGUUUCAGAAGAGUUCCCCAGUUACGGCAAAAGUACACACGCGGAUGUUCAGAGCUGAUUGAUAUUGGUUCGCCGAGCGAUUGAUAACGAAUCAUUGAUACGGUGCUAUCCGGGGAUUUUUGAGGGGUAGUACAGCGGAAACGAUUGCUUAUCAACGCUAACGUGAACGUGAGGGCGCAGAAGAGUUGCCCGGUUGUGAUAACAGUUAAUGGUUCUCAAAGCGGUAGUGUCUACGAUUUCGCCUUCGCCAAAACGAUAGGCCUAGGCCAAGGUGGUGCUAUUAGGGAAUGGACGCAGCAGCUAUGAUUACAAAGGUGCCAAUCAUCGACAAGUGUCACACGAGUUCCAUUAUUAGUCUGUUCUAGUGAACAAACGACCCCGACAGGUUCGCUGCAUUUGCUGCGAGAAAGCGACUCCUGCGACUGGCUGAAGAGUGAUCCACCAGAACCAUGUUGAACCAGUGUCCAAAGUGACAGGAUUUCACAAUACUCGCGAAAACGUUUGUGUUUUAGAUUUUAAGAAAAAGUUCACAGUGAUUGACUGACUUCUCGGCUUGGUUUAACCUCGAGCAAACAAGCCAGAAGAAAACGAAAAAAUUACCACAAGAAGUUACGAAGAAGAUUCCAUUCUAGCCAUUUUAGUCUCGGAAUGUCUGCCAUCAGUUAUCAGGUGAACAUGAAUAACUUCCUUUCGCUGUUGGUCGGCGCCUCUCUGGUGGCGGCCAAUUCUUCCCCCAGCCAUCACGAUCUCACCUCAUUUUCGGCGCCAACCGAAUUCUCCAACGGAGUGUCCUCCUUUGCCCUGCCGGCCGAAGACCGGAUGGCCUACGACAGCUAUACGCUAGCGUUCUUGACCCACAGUUACGUGAACAAUGAUUCCGAAGUGGUAACGGAUCAGGAUGAAGCCGGAAAGUACGGCGAAGGGCAUAUCUUCAAUCGAACCGGAAAGCUGGUACACAUUACUCGAUCCAACGAUGUGGAGGAUCACUUCGCGUGUACCGAGAACUUGACCGGAACCGGAGGUGCCCCGCUGCCACCGGCCAACGAACCCUGGAUAGCGCUGAUCAAGCGGGGCAACUGCAACUUCGAGGAGAAGGUUAAGCAUGUGUAUCAGCGGGGAGCUUCGGCCGCCAUCAUUUACAACGAUAAGAGCGACCCGCGGCUGGAUAAAAUGAAAAUCACCGACAAGGAACGAAACAUAACUGCCGUCUUCACAACGCUAGCGAAAGGGCUCCAGCUGAGCGAACUUCUGGAUCGUGAAAACUUCUCCGUCACGAUGACUAUUACAGAAGGCAGGAAGCAGUACAGAUCACUAACGAGCAUCAACAGAACCUCGGUCCUGUUUGUGUCGAUCUCGUUCAUCGUGCUGAUGAUCAUCUCGCUCGUUUGGCUGGUGUUCUACUACGUCCAACGGUUUCGGUAUUUGCAAACCAAAGAUAAACAAUCGCGACGACUUUGCAAUGUAGCAAAACGAAUUAUUGCCAAAAUUCCUACCAAGAGUAUUAAAUCAGAUGACAAGGAAAUCGACAACGAUUGCUGCGCCAUCUGCAUCGAGCCAUACAAAGUGACUGAUGUGAUACGCGUUCUUCCUUGCAAACACGAAUUUCACAAGGCGUGCAUCGACCCGUGGCUGCUGGAGCACCGGACCUGCCCGAUGUGCAAGAUGGACAUCCUGAAGCAUUACGGCUUUGUGUUCACCGGCAGCCAGGAGAGCAUUCUGCAGUUAGAUCUGGACAUGGAGGAGGGCGACCUGAUCGAUGACCACAGCAGCACCGAUGGGGGUGGUUAUCAGCGCCGGAAUAGCGUCAGUCCUCUGCCCCAAAUCAGGGCUUCCAGCGAGAAUCCGAGAUCUCGCAGUUCCUCGGAAUCGGAUUCGGACAAUGACCGGCAGAGGCCACAACACCGGAUGGGAUCCAGCUCGAAUCCUCACUCAAACAGACAAUCGUUGAUCCGGGAGGCUACCGUUUGCGUAGACACUUCCGGCCACUGUGCCGACGAAAGCGAAGGAGCUGGAACCGAGGAAGCUCUUCCGACCGAUCGGGAUAACGAUAUCUGCGUGAGCUGUUUGGCUGCGGCCCUGAAUAAGAAACACCAGAUGGGUGGAACUUCCUGCUCCCAGGAGGAUGAUUUGGAUGAUAGUGAUAGUUUCACCAUGGAACGCCACGGCUCCCUGAGUCUUCCAGCGACGUUGAAAAAGUACAAAGGCAAUCACUCGACGGGCUCAUGCCGUGGAAUAAAUCCUCAGGAACGAACCCACAGCCAACAACAGCAGCAGCAACAACAGAACCAUUCGAAGCUUCCAUUCCGGUUCUACAAGACAGACCAUGGACACGUCCGCAAGAUACGCACCCCGUUGAAAAAUCUCAUCUCCCAGUCUCAAUCAGCUCCCUGUGAUGAUGGCUCACUGACCGACAUCCAUCUGGGAACGGAAGAACGGACCUGUUCCGAUGCUCCGGCAGCCAUCGUUGCCGCCCUUCAGGAACGUCGCUGCUCACUUUCCCGAACCUCCUCGAGUGGUUCGGACAGCAAUAGGAAUCUUGCUCACUAUCAUCGCCAUCUACAUCAUCACCACCACCAUCAUCAUCAUCACAAGCAGCAUAGUCACCCACAACAGGAAACGGAAACGGAUGGGUCCGACGAAACGGAACCGAACAGCGACAAUGACCUGAUCGUCAAGGGAAGGGGGGACAGUGCCGAUGGAGAGUGCAAAAAGAAGUGAUAAAAGUGAUAUUAGCUAUUAAAGUUUGCCACCAGAUCUUAUUUUUCUGUUCCGGAGGACGAACGGAAAAAAACGUGGAGCGACACAGCUUCAGAAAAAAAAUGGAAGAUGGCGUGUUUCACCCAUUUCCGGUUCUUUCUAUUUGAUAUUUAGAUGAAAUAAACUGAAAUACGAAAGUGCGACAGUAGCAUUUAGGCAAAUACUGCUAGGCAAAGAGUUGCGUAUUAAGCAUUAAACAAAAUAUAGAACCUAGACAAAUACCGAAACUGAUAGCUGAAAUUUUGCGCGUGAUACAAAAUGUAUUUUCCUUGUCCUACUGAAUUAAAAAAAAAUCUAGAAAAUAAAAAUUACAAUAAAAGCAAAACUAAGACCUAAAUGUAGCCGAGUUACAUGGGAAAGGUUUGCGAGCAUACUCACAGAACUUACUCAAAUCUUCCCUGCAACUAUGUUCAGCCCAAACUACUAUUUCUCAACAUUACUAGGUAGUACUUAAAGGACAAACGAAAAGAAAUAAUGCAGAUUUAACGAUCUCUAGCAAGAGACGCAUAGAAACUAGGGAGAAUAAUCCAAACGCUCAUAGAUUAAAAGCCACUUAUAGCUUAACCCCAUUAAUCCAAAAGAUGACGUGCACUACCACCUUUCCGCCCUUUUCUCCCCAUUUUAUGAACAACAUUUGAAAUGGUAGUCUUAACUCGCAGUGCUAUUAAAACAAAUGAAACGAGCAGUGAAAUUAGCUAUGAUAUUACCUACCUAAAAUAUGAAGAAAACCUUAAAUGAUGCAUCAAUCGAUACAGAUCCUUACAUUAUUGGAAAGGGCGCCUGAAACAGAUCAACAUUCUAAAGAAAAAUCGCGUGCGCAUCGCUUAGUCUCGGAACAAUCGAAAACGAAAGAAAUGUGACAUAAUCUUAGAGAAACUUUAAGCAAACUCUUGAUCAAAUUACCAUUCGGUUGAACGAUGAAAAUUUUCUGUACUAUUCAUAUCAAUCUGAAGUCAGCUUUCCCCAUCGUGAACGGGUUUCGAAUUUGUUUUCACCCAAAUUUAAUGUGAAUUGCAUUCACUAUUCAAAUCAAAGACACCAAAUCGCAGAAAAUCAUAGUCUGAAAUCUUUGUUCAAAUUGAUCAAAAAUGCAUUGAAAAAUUGAUACAUCUCAAACCUUGAUUUUUUUUCAUUACAUUUUUUCAGUUGUCAUGAUGAGAAAAAGGAAGGACCCUACCCUGAAAUUAGAAUUGCAAUUUAUCCUUUGAAAGUUUUAAAUACAUUUUUCUAACUGAAACGACCGAAAGCGUGUCAGAAUAAAAUGAAUGUUUUGUGUCAGUGUAUUCCGUACAAUGUUGCUUACAAGCUUGUACGCAACGGGUAAUUUUUUUUUGCUCAAGCUACCCAAAAAGUGUCCUGGCUAAAGCAAAUUUUCUUUAUUUCGGUUGGGAUUUU